GUGACGCCCCUCCCUCGCGUUGCCCUGUUUCCUCAGCAUCAGCACCAAGUCGACACUGAACCGCCCGGCUAACGGACCAGGGAAGGAUGCUUUGGGCUUGGGUCAUUAGAAGCGACGAUGUUGACAAGGUGAAAAACAGGAUAUUGAUUUAUUAGCACACCUCCUCGAGGCGAUCUCGUGCGCUGGAUAAAAGGUUUGGAUAUUUUCCGUACGCGCCCUCGGUGCAUCCAUUCACGACACACCAUUCAUGCACACCUUAUGUUUCAAGAAUGGACGUGUGCUGCACGGCAGACGUUAAAUUCAAACCCAUCCUUUACCCGGUGUGUCCACAUUAUUGGCCGAGAUUGCAUUGAUUUCUGCCACAACACCGGAUCAACCGGGAUGGAGCGCGCGAGCACCUCGUGGUCGUCCUGCAGCGGUUCCUCUCUUUGAGGGCAUCGGGCGAAUGUAGGCUAAUAAACAAAAGGCAUCUCGCCCUUCGUUGACGCACCUGCUGCCCCCGUCGUCUCCUGACAUGACAACACGGAGCCCACAGCACAGCACGAGGAUCGAGGGGCACCGACGCGCGGCGGCCGGACGAAGGGAUUCGAGGCGGUGUAAAGGGGUCGUCAGGGGUCCUGCAGAACCGCCCGGGGGAGGCCGGAUCGCAGUUUCUGGGGACAAGCACCAAGGGCAGUGCGGCACUCGGCACACCGAAAGGGGGAAGGAGGCUGCGGAGCUCAGUGCUACCUUCCCCCCGCUCUCAAAGCCGUUUCACUAAUACAUUGAAUUAAAAAGAUAUACAAAGCUGUAUAUUGCUUACUUUUAUACCAAAACAACCCCCCCCCCCCCCGCCAAUCCUUCAUUUCCAGGUCGAAAUGUCUUGGUAUUUAACGUGACCCAGCACCAUUCAAACAUGAGGAGACACUCGGGAGAUUGAACCUGCUCUUCUCCGAGGCAAGGGUCGAAUCGGAGACGAACCAAUGAGCGGACUGGCUCGUGGUCCUGGGCACCUUUCUUACCUGGUUCUGCUAAGUACUUUGCUGCUCGCGAGCACCAUGGGAUGCCUCCAGAGCAUCGCAUGCAAGCCGCGCAUCCGGCGGGAGAACAUCGUUGUGUACGAGGUCUCCGCCUCCAUCGACCAGUGUGCCACCGUCAUCGAGGAGAACUCGCCCAUCGUGCUCCGCUACAAGACGCCGUACUUCCGGGCCUCCGCGGGGAUCGUCAUGCCCCCGGUGCCCCGCAACGAGACCUGGGUGGUGGGCUGGAUCCAGGCCUGCACCCAGAUGGAGUUCUACAACACCUACGGGGACAUUGGCAUGUCCAGCUGGGAGCUCCCUGAGCUGCGUGAGGGCCGGGUGAAGGCCAUCAGCGACUCGGACGGCGGCAGCUACCCGUGGUACGGCAACACCACGGAGACGGUGACGCUGACCGGCCCCACCUCCAAGGCCUCGCGCCUCACCGUCUGCAUGAACGACAACUUCUACCCCAGCGUCACCUGGGCCGUGCCCAUCAGCAACAGCAACACGCCCAUGCUGACCCACAUCACCCGCGACCAGAGCUUCAUCACCUGGCUGGUCGCCAUGAACUCCGUCACCAAGGAGAGGAUCGUGCUGCAGACGGUCCGCUGGCGCAUGCGGGUGGACAUCGCCGUGGACCCCGACCGGCCGCUGGGCUCACGGGCCUCCCUGGUGGGGCGGGCCCACCACGAGCAGCCCCACAUCCUCAACUACCAGGAGCCCAUCCCCCCCAACGCGCUGGGCCGGCCCAACGCCAACGACGCCCAGGUGCUCAUGUGGAGGCCCCGGCGAGGGCCCCCCCUCGUGGUCAUCCCGCCAAAAUAAAAGCGCAAAAUAAAUAAAAUAAAAGCGCAAAAUAAAAGAGAGAGGGAGAGAGAGAGAGAGAGAGAGAGAGACAGCGGACGGACCGAGGGUACCCCGGCUCAAAAGCACCAUGGGCUCACCCUUUGGUUUUUGGUUCGUGUAUAUUGGCGCAUUAUGACAAAAAGAGCAGGGAAGUAGUUAAUCUUGGCCCACUCAGGAGGGCCAAGAGUAGCAGCAGGCGUGUGUCCAGCCAGUCCUUCGACGUUGUAUUAAGCUCUGUUUGGCUUCUGGGCCACUUCUGGUAUAUUCCAGCGGACGGUCUGCCCUUGGGCCAGGGGGAACCAACUUUCUGCUCCAGUGUGUGUGCCACAAAGGGAACUGCAUCCCGCAUCAUAUUGUAUUUAAUUGCAUGAGGGAGAAAGAGAAAGAGAAGUUAAACGGUGUUGUAGCGGCGUGGAAAUGGCGUUACUUCUCCUUAUUUUCUUUAUUUUUACAACUUGAUACCUGCUGAUGGGGCUUUGGAUGGAGGUGAAUGUGCAUUGACUUGGACAUCCAGCGAUGGGAUGAAACUCAUCUCUGUGGUGUAAGAACCACCACAGCCCCAAAAUCGCCGUCAGUUGAUCAAUUACUCACGAAUCCCAACCUGGAAGGUCAGAAAACAGUUGUCCUCUAAUUUUCGGGAAAAGUACUCCCAUCUACAGUAUUCAAGUAGUUAUUCAUUGAUAUCUCAUUUAUAAGCGAAGUUCUUAUUUUGCUGCGGGUAAUUUCAAAAGUUAUAUUCCAUUGAGUACCACUUUCCAUGGACACAUUCAGAGCUAUAAAGAUAGAAACAUUUUAAGUAUAUCCGCCGUACACUAUAAGUUGAAAAUCCAUAAAUACCAUUCACAAACAGUUUGUAGAGCAGCAGCUUGGAAUGAAAGGAAUGGGAAUCAUCACCUGUCUAUCAAAUAAUUAGAAACUGGAAGUAAGGUGCGCAUCAAUUAAAGGCUUUUAGAUUUAUUGUUACUGGUUUAUAAAGGUUAAGUAAGUUUACUGAAUUCCUUCACCAUUGAUAUUUCAUAAGAGUUACAUUCUGUGUACCUCCUGGCUCCGGUGUAAGGAUAUCUGUAGGAGUUACAGGUCGUGGAAGGGUGUGCUGCUACCACAUUGAAUAAAAGAUUAAGUUAUUUA
Gadus morhua (Atlantic cod) is the source of this 2972-nucleotide messenger RNA. RefSeq names its product family with sequence similarity 78 member Ba (gene fam78ba). The coding region runs from base 963 to 1823 and encodes 286 amino acids. The record is from RefSeq and is a predicted model, not a curated record. The transcript has 3 exons. NCBI's taxonomy places the organism in Eukaryota, Metazoa, Chordata, Actinopteri, Gadiformes, Gadidae.